UUGUGCACGGCGGCAGCAUGGCUUCGUCUCACGGGAGGUGCGACCAGCGGUUCGCAGACUGGAUGUCAAGUUUACCGCAGAGCAUGCACACGAUCCCGCUCACCAACCUGGCGAUUCCCGGCUCCCACGAUUCCUUCAGUUUCUACAUCGACGAGUCCUCCCCGGUGGGCCCCGAGCAGCCCGAGACGGUGCAGAACUUCGUCUCAGUUUUUGGCACGGUGGCCAAGAAGCUCAUGAGGAAGUGGUUAGCUACUCAGACGAUGAACUUCACCAGCCAACUGGAGGCCGGGAUCCGCUUCUUUGAUCUGCGCAUCUCCACCAAGCCCCGCGACCCCGAGAAUGAGCUGUUCUUCGCCCACGGGCUCUUCAGCGCCACGGUCAGAGAAGGUCUCAAGCAGAUCAGCGGUUUCCUGUCCACUCACUCCAGAGAGGUUGUCUUCCUGGACUUUAACCACUUCUAUGGCGUGCAGAACAUGCACCAUGAAAAACUGGUGACCAUGUUGAAGGAGGUGUUCGGAGACAAGCUCUGCCCGGUCGUUUUCGCUCAGGAGGUGAGUCUGCAGUAUCUGUGGGAGAAGGAUUAUCAGGUCCUGGUCUUCUAUCACCACCCCAUGGCCCUGGAGGUGCCCUUCCUGUGGCCGGGCCAGAUGAUGCCCUCUCCCUGGGCCAACACCACAGACCCAGAGAAGCUGGUUCAGUUCCUCCAGGCUUCUGUCACUGACCGCAGGAGGAAGGGCUCGUUCUUCGUCUCCCAGGUGGUUCUGACACCGAAGGCGAGCACCGUGAUGAAGGGUAUGGCAAGCGGACUGAGGGAGACGAUCACAGAAAGGGCCUUACCGGGCAUGAUGCAGUGGAUCCGAUCGCAGCGACCCGGCGAGGACGGCAUCAACAUUAUCACGGCUGACUUUGUGGAGCUCGGGGAGUUCAUCAGUGCCGUCAUCACCCUCAACUACCACCUGGACGAGGAGGACGACGACGAUGCCACCUGAGAGCCUGCGGGGGGGCGGCAUUAGUGGCUGGGUCUGCGCUCUCUUUUCUAUUUGGCAUUUAUUCCAGGAGGGGGGCUUCGCUGCUCCUUUCUCUUUAUUUAGGGCUAUGGUGAAUUGAGAGAGAGAGGCGGGAAAGACGAGAUGGGUUUAGUAGAAGCAGCGCCUGGUGUUUGGUUUGGGCACCGGGAGGGAAUGAGAGUCGGCUCGGUUCCGGUUCUGAGGGACCCGUUUCUUUCGAGUGAGAUAUGAAUUUUUUGUUUUUCUUCUUCUCGUGCUGUAAAAAGAUAACUCCCUUCUCCAGGCUGUUCCUGUUUCUAGGCUCACCGCUCCCUCCGAGCAUAUCAACUUUCUGCUAAAUGUCCUGGUUAAUCA
Molecule: messenger RNA, 1361 nt
Organism: Pleuronectes platessa (European plaice)
Lineage: Eukaryota; Metazoa; Chordata; Actinopteri; Pleuronectiformes; Pleuronectidae
Gene: plcxd3
Product: phosphatidylinositol-specific phospholipase C, X domain containing 3
Exons: 6
Coding region: 18-989 (323 amino acids)
Biological process (GO): lipid metabolic process
Cellular component (GO): synapse
Molecular function (GO): phosphoric diester hydrolase activity
Source: RefSeq, a predicted model, not a curated record